AUGACCAUACUCUCAUUGAGGUUAUGCUCCAUUAUAUCAAAAUAUCUGUCCAAACUGAUAACAUACACAAAGCCUGGGUGUUGCCUAUGCGAUGGCCUCAAAGAAAAGCUUCAUCUUGCUUUUAAGCUUCCGGGCCCUGAUUCUCUCCAUGAUCUUCAGUUUCAGGAAAGGGAUAUAUCAAGCAACCGUGAAUGGGAGAAAGCUUACCAGUAUGAGAUUCCAGUUUUGGUGAGGGUCCUUGCUGAUGGCACAGAGGAAAUGCUGCAGAGACUAUCCCCUCGACUUAAUGCUGAGCUUAUACAGAAGAAGUUGGCAGCUGCACUAAGAUAG
Messenger RNA from Amborella trichopoda, 330 nucleotides. NCBI's taxonomy places the organism in Eukaryota, Viridiplantae, Streptophyta, Magnoliopsida, Amborellales, Amborellaceae. The record is from RefSeq and is a predicted model, not a curated record.